AUGCUGUUGUCAAAUCCUUUCGGUGUUUUUCAAGAUCGUCUCUCGGUGCUUUUCUACAAGUAUGGUCUGAUUGUGAGCUAUAAUCCACGGCCAUUUAUACUAAUACCUGUCACGAUUACCUUCUUGCUUUCAUUUGGUAUAUUUACUAUGAACGUUGAAGAUGAUCUCAGAUUGCUGUAUUCACCGAUUAAUUCCCCAGCGCGAUUUGAAUAUAGUAUACACAAGGCAUUUACCGGUGAUUCUAUCAAUAGUACAUAUGUCGCAGUAGCUGUUGAACCAAACGACAAUUUACGUAAUCUAUUAAGAAAGGAGAUUGCUACGGAAAUUCUAAGUCUAAAUGAAUUUGUUCUAAACAAUUUAACUGUCAACUUAAAUGGUAGAAUUUAUAAUUUCGGAAAAGACAUUUGCAUACGCACGACACUUUGUCCACUCAGUAACACCAUUGUACAGUUUUUCUUCAAUGCUUUCUGGAAUGAAAAGUUAUGGGAUGAUCCACGUGUACGUUUGGAUUAUCCAUUUCUGUACUUCUUCGAGAAUAAAUUCUUCCUACCGCUUCAUUUGUAUGGUGUGAAACUUGGAGGAGCAAAAGGUAUUGAAUCGAUCGAAAUGAUCCAUCUACAUUAUCCCAUACCAUCUACUGAUCAUGCAAGUUCUCCAAUAUUAUACAGAUCAUUUUGUGAGACAGCUGAAGUAGUUGGCGGUGCACUUGAAAGUGCGCUGAAGGAAUACUUGGCAAUGAAGGAGGAUCGAAGUCUAAUCAAAACAUCAAUGUUCAGCUUUUCGAUGCUCAAAAAUGAGAUGAACAAAAAUGCUCUCUACACCUUCCCUUUCAUCUCAUUAACCAUUCUUCUAUUAGUUGCUUUUACUGUUCUUUCCUGUAUGACAGGUGACUGGGUCACAUCUAAGCCACUGGAAGCAUUGAUGGGUGUGCUUUCAUCAUCUUUUGCAAUUGUUAGUGCAGCUGGAUUCAUGUUCCUGAUGGGAAUACCGUUUGUUAAUCAGGUAACAGUGAUGCCAUUCCUAGCAUUAGCUAUUGGCGUAGAUGAUACGUACGUAAUGCUUGGAGCAUGGCAAGAUACACGACGUAAUCUUCCACCGUCCAAGCGAAUGGCGUUAUCACUUCAAGAAGCUGGCAGUGCGAUAACAGUUACAUCAAUCACUUCAAUGCUUUCAUUUGGCAUAGGCUCAUUCAGUACUACACCAGCAAUAUCAAUAUUUUGUCGAUUCAUUGCUAUGGCUAUCAUUUUCGAUUGGUUUUAUCAGGUGACAUUUUUUGCUGGUGUAAUGGCACUUGGUGGCAAAAGAGAAGCUAUUGGAUAUCAUUGCAUAUUCGUUUGGAGAAAAAUGCCAAAAGAGAUCGUUGACGAGUCGAGAAAGAAUAUGGUAUUAUCAAUAACGCAUACAUUAUUCUCGGAUUACAUUGCACCAUUUCUAUGCCAUAAAGUAACACGUAUCAUUUUAAUUGGUAUUUACGGCCUGUACAUCUUUGGUGCAUUUUAUGGUUGCUCACUUUUGCGACCAAAUUUAACACCAAGUCGUUUACUGGUAGAUGAUUCACCAUUGACUCAUUACCUUAAAUUGGCGGAAACGAAAAUAUGGUCGGAAGGAGUGAUAGGUAGAGUCUAUGUGAACAAUGCACCUGACUUUACAACUGAUCCAAAGCAGAUUAAUGUUAUGCUACGAUUAGCAAAAGAUUUGGAAAAUACGGCUUGUUCAUUGGGGGAAAAUUCCACUCAAUUCUGGUUACGGGAAUAUUUAAAUUAUCGACAAUUCUUCGAAAAUAACGAUGAAGAUUUCUACGAUAUUCUCGAAUCAUUCCUCAACAUAUCCUUCAAUUCACAUUGGAAUGCUUACCUGUCUUGGACACAACAUCCAACAAAGCCUCAUAAAAGAUAUGUGAAUCGUUUCUUCUUCACAACAGCUUUCAAAAUAAAAGACUGGAAAGUUCGUACUGCAUUACUGUUACAGUGGCGCAACAUAACAAGUCAUUAUGCAAAAUAUGAAGCUUUGGUUUUUGAUGAAAAUAACUUCUACUCAGAUCAAAUGUUAGAGCUCAAAUCAACAACUUUAUCAUCAUUGGGUACUGCAAUUCUUGCUAUGAUUAUAGUAUGUAUUUUAUUCAUCGCUGAUUAUACUAUCGUAUUUUGGGUUGUUUUUGCAAUGAUUUCAAUGGAUAUUGGCAUUGCUGGUUAUCUUUCUCUUUGGGGAGCUGAUCUCGAUCCAACUACUGUUGUUAAUAUUUUGAUGAGUAUUGGUUUAUGCAUCGAUUUUGCCACUCAUGUUGGUUAUCGAAUCUAUCGAAGCAAAUAUGAGAAUCCGGAUGAACGUAUUCGAGAUGCAUUGGGAGCGGUUGGUUGGCCAGUGGUACAAGGUGGUAUUUCAACAUUUCUAGCUAUUAUUGUAAUGAUAUUGGUACCAUCAAAUGUAGUACGCAUGUUUGCGCGUACAUCCAUUCUUGUUGUUCUUACGGGUCUUUUUCAUGGAGUUGUUUUACUACCUGUCAUUAUCAGGACAUUUGCUUUUUAUCCUACUUGUGAAAAGAAUCUUCAAAUAAAAAAAUAA
Loa loa (African eye worm) is the source of this 2562-nucleotide messenger RNA. Its product is annotated as patched family protein. Gene Ontology annotation, biological process: endocytosis; molting cycle, collagen and cuticulin-based cuticle. The transcript has 13 exons. Lineage: Eukaryota; Metazoa; Nematoda; Chromadorea; Rhabditida; Onchocercidae. The coding region runs from base 1 to 2562 and encodes 853 amino acids. The record is from RefSeq and is a predicted model, not a curated record. Gene Ontology annotation, cellular component: plasma membrane; cytoplasmic vesicle membrane.